Molecule: messenger RNA, 2697 nt
Organism: Hypanus sabinus (Atlantic stingray)
Lineage: Eukaryota; Metazoa; Chordata; Chondrichthyes; Myliobatiformes; Dasyatidae
Exons: 2
Coding region: 439-1785 (448 amino acids)
Source: RefSeq, a predicted model, not a curated record
CUCGACCGGGCCCCGACUCCCCUCCGGCACAUCGCCAGACCCGGGUGAUGGAGGGACCCAGCCCCCGCGGAGGGGGAAGGACUGGUGACCGCUCGGGGGCGAUUCUGGAGGAGGGACAGCUGGAGUCCGCCGACAGAAUCCGGGCGAGACUCUAUCCUGCCCCGUCUCCACACCGAGCCAGCGGAGGGACACCAGCCGGAGGGAAGAGAUCCUGCCGCACCCGGGAGGACGAGCUUGGCAUGGGGCAGAGCUGGCGUUCCGACCUACGGCUGUGGACGAAGAGCGGCGGGAGCAGCCAGCGACACGAGUUCUUCGCUUCAAGUAGACGCCGGUGGGACACCUCCACGUCGAGGCGAGGGACGAGGGAGGCUUGGGCAGGACGGGUAGAGAAAGGGGUCAGCGCGCGGUAGUCCAGGUCAGACCCCCACGGGGAGCACCAUGCACGGUUCCCAUCUCCGUAUCCCCCUGGGUCAGACCCACACAGCGGGAGCACCGUGCACAGUUCCCAUCUCCGUAUCCCCCAGGGUCAGUCCCACACACACCGGGAGCACCGUGUACAGUUCCCAUCUCUGUAUCCCCCUGGGUCAGACCCACACACCGGGAGCACCGUGCACAGUUCACGUCUCCGUAUCCCCCUGGGUCAGACCCACACACACGGGGAGCACCAUGCACGGUUCCCAUCUCCGUAUCCCCCCGGGUCAGACCCACACACACCGGGAGCACCGUGUACAGUUCCCAUCUCCGUAUCCCCCCGGGUCAGACCCACACACACCGGGAGCACCAUGCACGGUUCCCAUCUCCGUAUCCCCCCGGGUCAGACCCACACACACCGGGAGCACCAUGCACAGUUCCCGUCUCCGUAUCCCCCUGGGUCAGACCCACACACCAGUAGCACCGUGCACAGUUCCCGUCUCCGUAUCCCCCUGGGUCAGACCCACACACCGGGAGCACCGUGCACAGUUCACGUCUCCAUAUCCCCCUGGGUCAGACCCACACACCUGGAGCACCGUGCACAGUUCCCGUCUCCAUAUCCACCCGGGUCAGACCCACACACCGGGAGCACCGUGCACAGUUCCCGUCUCCGUAUCCCCCGGGUCAGACCCACACACCUGGAGCACCGUGCACAGUUCCCAUCUCCGUAUCCCCCCGGGUCAGACCCACACAGCGGGAGCACCGUGCACAGUUCCCGUCUCCGUAUCCCCUUUGGUCAGACCCACACACCUGGAGCACCGUGCACAGUUCCCGUCUCUGUAUCCCCCCGGGUCAGACCCACACACCGGUAGCACCGUGUACAGUUCCCAUCUCCGUAUUCCCCAGGGUCAGACCCACACACCGGGAGCCCCGUGCACAGUUCCCGUCUCUGUAUCCCCCGGGUCAGACCCACACAUCCGGAGCACCGUGCACAGUUCCCGUCUCCGUAUCCCCCUGGGUCAGACCCACACACCGGGAGCACCGUGCACAGUUCCCAUCUCCGUAUCCCCCCGGGUCAGACCCACACAUCGGGAGCACCGUGCACAGUUCCCGUAUCCGUAUCCCCCUGGGUCAGACCCACACCGGGAGCACCGUGCACAGUUCCCACCACUCUCUGUCCAAAAAAACAGGAGUUGCCCCCGAAAGUCCCCUUUAAUCCUUCCCCCUCUCAUACUAACCUUCUGUCCCCUGGUGCUGGACAUCUCCACCCUGGAGAGAAAGACUCACUUGUCUAUCUGCAGCUCCUGUCAACUCGCAAACCUCCCUCAGGUCUCCCCUCAGCCUCUCCAGAGAAAACAACCCAAGUUUGUCUAACCGCUCCACGCUCUCUGAACUCCUUGUGGACCCUCUCCAAAGCCCCCCUGCCCGUCCCUGUAACGGGGUACUCCCAGUCCGGCCCGACCAGAGUUUUAUACGGUUGUAACGUGACCUCCCGGCUCCUGGGCUCAGCGCCCGUCCGACGGAGGCAACCCUGCCUGGCGCCCUCUUUACUGCCCCCGUCUCCCCGUGGGGCCACUCUCACCCCCACCCCCCCGAGAUGCCUUCUGUGUGUGUUAAGAGUUAUUAACUGUGCCCUAACCCUUUACGUCUGCCCGCCCGAAGGGCAGAAACUCGCACCUGACCGGGUUAAACCGCACCUGCCGUUCCCCUCGAGCGCCCCAGUUUUCACCUGAGAUCUUUCUGCUCUGUGACCGGACCUUCUCUCCUUGGAGACCCGAUGCCGUUUGAUCCAGACAGAAUCCGGGCGAGACUCUAUCCUGCCCCGUCUCCACACCGAGCCAGCGGAGGGACACCAGCCGGAGGGAAGAGAUCCUGCCGCACCCGGGAGGACGAGCUUGGCAUGGGGCAGAGCUGGCGUUCCGACCUACGGCUGUGGACGAAGAGCGGCGGGAGCAGCCAGCGACACGAGUUCUUCGCUUCAAGUAGACGCCGGUGGGACACCUCCACGUCGAGGCGAGGGACGAGGGAGGGAGGGAGGCUUGGGCAGGACGGGUAGAGAAAGGGGUCAGCGCGUGGUAGUCCAGGUCAGACCCCCACGGGGAGCACCAUGCACGGUUCCCAUCUCCGUAUCCCCCUGGGUCAGACCCACACACACCGGGAGCACCGUGUACAGUUCCCAUUUCUGUAUCCCUCUGGGUCAGACCCACACACCGGGAGCACCGUGCACAGUUCACGUCUCCGUAUCCCCCUGGGUCAGACCCACACACACGGGGAGCACCAUGCACG